AGAUGGCGCUGCAGUCGUGUUUUGUCGCCUUAUAUUUUCUAUGAAGUUAGUAUUCUUCUCCUUGGAGUAAAAGUGUUCUGUGGUUUGCUCUUUGGAUGAGAUUGAAAUGUUAGCGGUUGUAACUAACCUCACUUUGAUUAUAAAUAAAGUGUAUUCCCAAAGAAAAUGUAGCCAUAUAAAACUUUUUGCUAGAAAACACUCUUAUAAAGUUCUCUUCUUUGGAUCUGACUCAAUAGCAUUGAAGAGUUUACAAAAAGUAAAUGAGUUCAGAAAAUCCGAAAAUAUUAUAAAACGCUUGGACUUUGUGACUUCCAACAAUACCAAGACAAAAUCAGAAAUCGAAAAAUAUGCACUCGCAGAAGGGAUCGGUGUCAGAACUUGGCCAUUACAAAAAAUUGCCACUUCAGAAUACGACAUUGGGCUUAUCGUUGCUUUUGGUCACUUAAUCAAAGACAAUAUUCUUAAUAAAUUUCCCUUAGGAAUUAUUAAUGUACACCCAAGUCUUCUUCCUCGAUGGCGUGGUGCAGCCCCAAUCAUCCAUACUCUGCUUCAUGGGGAUCAACAGACAGGAGUUUCUCUAAUGAGAAUAAAAGCCAAUGUAUUUGAUGUAGGUGAAAUUAUAAGCCAGAGAAAGAUUGCUGUUUCAAAAGACAUUAAAUUACCAGAAUUGACUGAACAAUUAUCAGAUAUUGGAGCAGAUAUGUUGGUGGAAUGUAUCAGACUAUUACCAGACAGCCUAGUCAAAGCACAACCUCAAAGUAAUUAUGGUGUUACUUAUGCCAGAAAAAUUAAUAAAUCUAUAAGUGAAGUCAGAUGGACAGAAAUGAAAGCAACAGAUGUUUACAAUUUAUAUAGAGCAGUUUAUGGUUUGUAUCCACUGUCGUCAAAAUUUAGAGAUAAAACGGUGAAGUUGUUUGGUGCCUUUUUGGAUCAUACAGAAGAAAUAGAAAAAAGCCAUUUACCAAUAGGGACUUUAAAAUAUUGCCACAAAGUGAAUGCCAUCAAAGUGUUGUGUAAAGAUAUGAAAUAUAUUUGUUUUAAAUCAAUAAGAAUUGUAGGUAAAAGAGAAAUAUCAGCAUUAGAUUUUUAUAAUGGUUAUAUUAAAAAUGCAUUAGGGGAAAAAAGAUGUACCCUAGCCUGUUGAAUAAAUAAAUUAUUAAAUAAUAAAUGAGGUCUUUAAAUAAAUAAACAUUUGGAUAUAGAUACAUAAAUAGAACAUUUAUUCAAUAAAAUUGUAAAUCAUAAAUUACUGCAUGUCAGUACAUAAAUAAAUAAAACAAAACAUUCAUAUAAUUCAAUUUUAGGGUAUUGCACCCUAACACUUGUUCCAUUUAUGGGGAAUACUUAAAAUGUAAUAGGUGGACUAAUCACACUAGUGCGUUAGAAUACUUAAUUUCUUCCAAUCACAAUCAAUCAAAAAAAGAAAAUGUUAGCAAAUUUCUACAAACAGUAUCCAGUACACUCUGAGAAAACAAAUUGAAGCAAUGCUAUUCUUUUAAUUUAAAAGAAUUUUUUAACUUGUCCUUCUUGAGGAUCUCAAUUACAGACAGACUGAUUAAACUAAUUCACUCUCAAUUUACAAGCACACUUUGUACACUUUUCAUAAAUUUAGCACUUUUAUCAUAAACUCCUGUAUGAUAAGCAAAGAUAUUUUAAAUGCUGACUUUCACCCUGUAAGCAAAAUAAUAUUUAUUAUAUAACAAAAUAUUUUUUUAAUUAAUUUUGAAAAGUUUGAUGUCAUCCGAAAUAAAUCUUACGAAUAUAGUUGUUUAUAUUUAACACUACUAAUCAUAAUUUUAUUAUUAUGGCUAAUAAAUAAAUGUAGCUUCUUUAGUAGUCCCGCAGGUCCACUGUGUAACUCGAUUG
Diatraea saccharalis (sugarcane borer) is the source of this 1866-nucleotide messenger RNA. The record is from the annotation of a GenBank genome assembly. NCBI's taxonomy places the organism in Eukaryota, Metazoa, Arthropoda, Insecta, Lepidoptera, Crambidae.